UCUCUGGGGCCCUGGCCCACCCCCACACCUCCUCCUGCCUCUGUGGCUCCCCGACCCGGUCCCCUCCCCCUAGCCCCGCCACACACGCUGACACGCGCGAGAACACACACGCCUGACACGCCAGCGAGCUGCUGGCUGCUCAAUGGACCGAUUUCCCCGCUGUUCCUGAUCCCAGCCCAGCCCAGCCCGGGAUGAGAAAUUGCAAAAUGGCCCGGGUCGCCAGUGUGCUGGGGCUGGUCAUGCUCAGUGUUGCCCUGCUGAUUUUAUCGCUCAUCAGCUACGUAUCCCUGAAAAAGGAGAACAUCUUCACCACUUCCAAGUACGCCAGCCCGGGGGCGCCCCGAAUGUACAUGCUCCACGCGGGAUUCCGGUCACAAUUUGCGCUGAAGUUUCUAAAUCCGUCAUUUGUGCCCAUUACGAAUUCUCUGGCCCACGAUCUUCAAGACAAACCUUCUAAGUGGACAUUUAAUCGGACAGCGUUUUUACAUCAAAGGCAAGAAAUUCUUCAGCAUGUCGAUGUAAUAAAAAAUUUUUCUUUGACCAAGAAUAGUGUUCGGAUCGGACAACUGAUGCACUAUGAUUAUUCCAACCAUAAAUAUGUUUUCUCUAUUAGCAAUAACUUCCGAUCACUGCUUCCAGAUGUGUCACCCAUUGUGAAUAAGCAUUAUAAUGUCUGUGCUGUGGUUGGAAAUAGUGGGAUCCUGACAGGGAGCCGGUGUGGACAAGAAAUAGAUAAGUCAGAUUUUGUUUUCCGUUGCAAUUUCGCCCCUACGGAGGCUUUCCAAAGAGAUGUUGGAAGGAAAACCAACCUUACCACCUUCAACCCCAGCAUCCUGGAAAAAUAUUACAACAAUCUUUUGACCAUUCAGGACCGUAACAACUUUUUCCUCAGUUUAAAAAAGCUCGAUGGGGCCAUUCUUUGGAUCCCUGCAUUUUUCUUCCACACUUCAGCAACUGUUACCAGGACAUUAGUUGACUUUUUUGUUGAACACAGAGGUCAGUUAAAAGUCCAAUUGGCUUGGCCUGGGAAUAUAAUGCAACAUGUCAACAGGUACUGGAAAAACAAACAUUUGUCGCCCAAACGGCUGAGCACAGGUAUUCUUAUGUACACCCUUGCAUCAGCAAUAUGUGAAGAGAUCCACUUGUAUGGAUUUUGGCCUUUUGGAUUUGACCCCAACACCAGGGAAGAUCUUCCAUACCAUUACUAUGACAAAAAAGGAACCAAAUUUACCACCAAGUGGCAGGAGUCCCACCAGCUGCCCGCUGAGUUUCAGCUGCUGUACCGAAUGCAUGGGGAAGGGCUCACCAAGCUGACUCUGUCACACUGUGCCUAA
Messenger RNA from Myotis daubentonii (Daubenton's bat), 1334 nucleotides. RefSeq names its product ST8 alpha-N-acetyl-neuraminide alpha-2,8-sialyltransferase 3 (gene ST8SIA3). Lineage: Eukaryota; Metazoa; Chordata; Mammalia; Chiroptera; Vespertilionidae. The record is from RefSeq and is a predicted model, not a curated record. Gene Ontology annotation, molecular function: alpha-N-acetylneuraminate alpha-2,8-sialyltransferase activity. Gene Ontology annotation, biological process: N-glycan processing; oligosaccharide metabolic process.